Molecule: messenger RNA, 168 nt
Organism: Rhodofomes roseus
Lineage: Eukaryota; Fungi; Basidiomycota; Agaricomycetes; Polyporales; Fomitopsidaceae
Exons: 1
Source: RefSeq, a predicted model, not a curated record
ACCACAGCCGACGCAGAGCUCGCGUUUUCCGAAGGCCGCAACCAGGUCGCUUGGAACCAACGCGCCAUGUCUUCACAGACGUUUCGUGCGAAGAUGAGCCUCGGCGCAUGGGCCGAUGCCCCAUGGUUCGAUUACAAUGUCGCCGAAGACAUAAUAUUGCUCAUUUAG